UAAAAACCUGGCCGACUUGACUUGGUGACUAACCGCAUUUGGAUCAAGUCAAGCAAGUCAAGCAAGCCGGACUUGCUUGUGGCCACCUCUGGAUGUCAGCCGCCUUUGCGGUUCUUCCUACGGAGAUUCUGCUGCAGAUCGCGCAUGACUGUAUUGACGCCUCAUCACUGUGCAAUCUCGUCUCUACUUGCAGGCGAAUUCGGCAUAUUUGGUUUCAACAUACCACAGACAUCGUCUCCAGAUUGACCGGUCUGACGAUUCCGGAACUCAAAGAUGCUGUCGUCUUCGCCAGACAGGAGCAUGACGUACAGCACCAAAACCCCGCCACAAAAGCUCCGGAAUACGAAGAGCUCAACGUCCAGGUCCGUAGAUCGCUUACUUCGAUCACAACUACAGCGAGACAUUGUGACGCAAUUAGUGCGCGCUAUGCGAAGUUGCUUGCCGCUUUCAAGGCGAGUAACAUCAGCCACAAUCGACGUAUCUCACACCAAUGUCCUGAUGAGGAUGCUACAUCCGUCUGCAAGUCAUACCUGGCAAUUCGACGACUAGCUCUGGGCUAUGAUCACUUUGAGCUCUUAGGUAUAGAUUACGCAGACAUACAUGCCAGCGACGACAUAUCUCUAGACGACAUCGACUUUAUAUCAUCUAGAGUCCUGUGCAGGCAUUUACCUGGCAUUGAAGUGCGAGCUAUCGACAUAAACAACGAUGAAACGGAUGCGCUCUGGUGGGAUUGCGAUUAUGUUGUGAAGAACGCAUAUUUUCAACCUGAGAAUUGGGAAUUCGCUUAUUACCUCAUUUGGCUUAUCUCUACUUGGAGAUUCGAUCAACCUGGCGAUGCACCGGAUUACCAACAGGCAGUUUUGAAGCUGCAAGACAGCUUCGGGCACGAUAGAACAAACGCGCUGUUCGGAUCCAUUGAGAAGCCAUAGCAGCAACUAUCGGUGCGGUGGCAACGUCGCGAGAUUGAUGGCAGAAAGGAAUGGUAAAAAGAUGGGCAACAUAUGCCAAAAUGAAAGGAACGCGAGUAGUAGAAAUCAUUGAGCUUCAACGUCUAGGAAGGAGAAAUUCAAUCUUGCCUACAAUU
Molecule: messenger RNA, 1084 nt
Organism: Dissoconium aciculare CBS 342.82
Lineage: Eukaryota; Fungi; Ascomycota; Dothideomycetes; Mycosphaerellales; Dissoconiaceae
Exons: 1
Coding region: 93-929 (278 amino acids)
Molecular function (GO): protein binding
Source: RefSeq, a predicted model, not a curated record